UUUUGAAAGAAAUUAUAAAUAAAUUAAAAACUAAAAUUAAAACAGUAAAUGAUGAUUUAAUAGAUAUUUCUCUAAGAAAAUUAAUAUCUAAUAAUCUUAUUAAAGCUACUUUCAGAACUAAUUAUCUUUUAGAAGUAUAUGCAUUACUUAAUAAUAUUGAUAAAUUAAGGUAUUUAGUUUCUAAAGUUCAAAAAGAACAAAAUUCUUAUAGACAAGAAAUUCUUGAUUUAACUUAUAAUAUAUAA
Cetraspora pellucida is the source of this 245-nucleotide messenger RNA. Lineage: Eukaryota; Fungi; Glomeromycota; Glomeromycetes; Diversisporales; Gigasporaceae. The record is from the annotation of a GenBank genome assembly.